AUGGAUAUAAGUGUUGAUCUAUAUUACAAUGACGAAAAUAUUGGGGGCAAAAUUGAUGUGCUAAGUAUACGGAAAAGCUUUCGUGAUCGUUCAAAUCCAUUGGAGCUUCCAAAUGCAAAGUCUAUUCGGUAUGUGGAUGCUAGGCAUGCAGGCGCAAAUCAUGACUCUUUUGUUUUCAAUGCUAGCGACACUUGGAUUUUGGGCGACGCUGGCUAUCCUCUGCACAUAUUUUUAAUGCCGCCUUAUCGCUUGGCGGAAGCUUCUUCACCCCAAUACAGUACACUCAAAGGCCCGGAAUAUUGUAGAGCGGACAAUUGGUGUACUCAAGAGUAGAUUUCGAUGUCUUUUAUCUGUACGAGGUUUACAUUACACUCCUGA
This is a messenger RNA of Bactrocera latifrons, 378 nucleotides long. RefSeq lists its product as uncharacterized. NCBI's taxonomy places the organism in Eukaryota, Metazoa, Arthropoda, Insecta, Diptera, Tephritidae. The record is from RefSeq and is a predicted model, not a curated record. Bases 1 to 333 code for a protein of 110 amino acids. The transcript is spliced from 3 exons.